Messenger RNA from Chrysemys picta bellii (western painted turtle), 2720 nucleotides. Its product is annotated as broad substrate specificity ATP-binding cassette transporter ABCG2-like. Gene Ontology annotation, cellular component: plasma membrane. Gene Ontology annotation, molecular function: ATP binding; ABC-type transporter activity; ATP hydrolysis activity. The record is from RefSeq and is a predicted model, not a curated record. Lineage: Eukaryota; Metazoa; Chordata; Testudines; Emydidae. Gene Ontology annotation, biological process: transmembrane transport.
CUCCAGUGAGCUGGGGUGAAUUGCAUGACAGCAGUAAUUUGACACUCCCAGCAGCUGGCAUGUGAGCAGAACAGUUUAUGUAACUAACUUGAACUAAACCGCAAGCCCCGGAGUAGAGAAUCACACUCCACACACUCACUGCUGGGAGACCUCCAGAUACAACAGAGAGGAAGCAAAGCUGAGAUCUAGGGAACAAAGAGGUUGCCUUUGAAGCCAGUUUCUCCUUCCCUCAGUCACCUCUGUCCUUUGGCUUACAAGGACUGUGGGGUGAGUAGUCAAUUUGAACAGAUGGGAGCUGUAGAGCACCCUGGUGACCUCCCUCCAGUGGAGGUCAGCCUCUCCAACAAAGACAUGAGGUCAGGCACAGCCAACCACAGCAUCCUAUCCAUCAGGGAGGAAGAAGAAGCAGGCAAUUUCCUGCGUUCUAUCCCAACACGAGAAUCCCUUCAGUGCCCUCGGGGCUCUGUCAUGAGCUUCCACAACAUCCAGUACACCAUCAAACAGUCCCACGGGCCCCUCUGCAAACGGACAACGGUGGAGAAGAAGGUUCUCCACAAUGUGUGUGGCAUUAUGAAGCCGGGUUUGAAUGCUAUCCUGGGACCAACAGGGAGCGGCAAAUCCUCUCUCCUAGAUGUGCUGGCUGCUAGAAAGGACCCUGCUGGCCUGUCCGGGCAAGUGCUCAUAGAUGGCUUCCCGCAACCUCCAAAUUUCAAGUGUAUCUCAGGAUAUGUCGUGCAGGAUGACGUGGUUAUGGGCACACUGACGGUGAGGGAGAAUCUACUCUUCUCUGCAGCCCUGCGCCUCCCCAGCUCCAUCAGCUUUAAAGAAAAAGAAGAGCGGGUCACCCAGAUAAUCAGUGAGCUGGGGCUCAGCAAAGUAGCUGAUGCUAAGGUAGGAACAGAACUAAUCCGAGGGGUGUCAGGCGGGGAGCGGAAGAGAACCAACAUCGGCAUGGAGCUCAUCACGGAGCCCCCGGUCCUAUUCCUGGACGAACCCACCACCGGCCUGGAUGCUAGCACAGCCAACGCGGUGCUCAUCCUCCUGAAGAGGCUUUCGAGAAGAGGUCGGACCAUCAUUUUCUCUAUCCACCAGCCCCGCUAUUCCAUCUUCAAGCUCUUUGACAGCCUAACGUUGUUGGCUUUGGGAAAGGUGCUGUAUCAUGGUCUGGCUAAGCAAGCCCUGAAAUAUUUUAGUUCUAUCGGGUAUCAAUGCGAGCCCUUCAACAACCCAGCUGACUUCUUCCUUGACGUGAUAAACGGUGACUCCACCGCCGUAGCGGCAAGCAGAGGUGAUCAGAGAAGCCUGGACAAUGGAGGGACUGGAGGAGGGGUAAUCAGUGAUGAAGAGCAGAAUGUGGACAAAAGCGUGGUGGAAACUCUGCACGAGCAGUACCUGAACUCCAGCCAGUAUCGGGACAUGAGAGAAGAGCUGAAGAAAGUGGAGCUCAGCCAGCAGAAUGAGCAGGGGAAGUUGAGGAGCAUGAACAAGGUCACAUAUGCAAAUGGAUUCUUCACCCAGCUCUACUGGGUGUCCAUCCGUGCCAUCAAAAACCUCAUCAGGAACCCCCAGGCGUCUGUGGCACAGAUCGCAGUGACCACCCUCCUAGCCCUGAUUGUGGGAGCCAUCUUUUUCAGAGUAAAACUAGACCAAAGUGGCAUUCAGAAUAGGGUUGGAUCCUUGUUUUUCGUAACCUCAAACCAGUGCUUUUCCAGCGUAUCAGCGAUCGAGCUGUUUAUAAAGGACAAGAAAUUGUUUGUCCAUCAGUACACCAGUGGGUACUACCGAGUGUCAGCAUACUUCUUUGCUUUGAUGAUUGGAGACCUUUUGCCCAUGAGAACUCUUCCAGGCAUUAUCUUUUCAUGCAUAAGUUACUGGAUGAUUGGUUAUCAGGCAGUAGCAGGACGGUUCUUUUUCUUCAUGCUGACACUGGUGCUAGUAUCCUACACCGCUACGGCCAUGUCUCUGGCUAUCAGCGCUGGGAUGAAUGUGGUGGCCAUUGCCAAUCUGUUUAUCACUAUUUGCUUUGUCUUCAUGCUUAUCUUUUCUGGCCUGUUGGUGAACCUUCCUUCUGUGAUGGGAUGGUUGAACUGGCUCAAAUACUUCAGCAUCCCCAGAUACGGCCUCACGGCCCUGCAAGUCAAUGAAUUUAGAGACCUUUACUUCUGUGGUGAGGAACCCCAGAAAAUCACUGCGUCCCCCGGGGAUGUGGCUGAUUGCUCCUCAAAUGCUACACAAUUUGGAGAAAUGUGUUAUGGUGAAACAUAUCUGUGCAGCCAAGGGAUUCCGUCUACCAACUGGGCCAUGUGGGAAAACAUAGUGGCUCUAGGCUGCAUGACUGCCAUCUUCCUCCUGAUAGCCUAUGGGAAACUCCGAUUCAUGAAGAAGUUCACCUAGCCUCACCCUCACUUUACUCUGUGACUUACCUCAGGACUUGGAACUGCAAAGUUUGUCAGGCCCAUGCUCAUUGAAAACCAAUGAAAGAUUCAGUGCCCACUUGUCAAGCGCAAGAAAUAUCUAUUAUGUAAUCAUGAGUAACAUUUUUUACCUUGUCUAUAGUUAAAUUGCUGGCUAUUUUAUUGUAAGAAAUUGUUAGAAUAUGAAGUUCUCUUACACACUUCUGUAAAAGUGCACUCUAAUUUAUAUAACUUCAUUAUUCUGUGGCCACUGUCUGCAGUAUCUCAGGAAAACAUAUUUAAACAUAUAAAUUAAUAUGAACCAGA